This is a messenger RNA of Actinia tenebrosa (Australian red waratah sea anemone), 1492 nucleotides long. Its product is annotated as signal recognition particle 14 kDa protein. The record is from RefSeq and is a predicted model, not a curated record. Gene Ontology annotation, molecular function: endoplasmic reticulum signal sequence receptor activity; 7S RNA binding. Gene Ontology annotation, biological process: SRP-dependent cotranslational protein targeting to membrane. NCBI's taxonomy places the organism in Eukaryota, Metazoa, Cnidaria, Anthozoa, Actiniaria, Actiniidae. Gene Ontology annotation, cellular component: signal recognition particle, endoplasmic reticulum targeting.
AAACCUCUAAGUAGCCUAGCCUGCUUAGUCAUCUCAAAAGACGGGAAAAUCUUUGUAUUUGAAACAAUUUCUCUUCAAAAAUGGUCCUUUUAGACAACGAUGGAUUUUUGACGCAGCUUACUUACCUUGUUCAAAAGUCUCGAACAUCUGGUUCAGUGUACAUCACACUUAAAAAAUACAAUGGUCAGACAAAACCUAAGCCUCGAGGUUCAAAGAAGAUGAAUAAGCUUACUGCUGUUGAACAGGAUCAUCAUGGAGAAAGUCGAUGUCUUUUUAGAGCUACGAAAGGAAAUAAGAAAAUUAGCACUGUGGUCAAUUCAAAAGAUGUGAACAGAUUUCAAUUAGCAUAUGCAAAUGUACUGAAAGCCAACAUGGAUAACUUGAAAAAACGAGACAAGAAGACAGAAAAGAGUAAAGCUAAGAAAUCAAAGGCAACUCAGUGAAGUAUUUCGUAUUUAAUAGAAUUUCUCAAAAUUGAGAUGAACAAAGUUAUGAUAAUAAAUUAUGUUAUUGAAGAUAUAAAGUGCUGGAAAUGAAAAAAUUCCAACUCUUUGUAUUUAUUGCUGUUUAUUACAAACCAUACUGAAAGAGCAGAUGUUGGCCCAAAACAAAAACUAGGUUUUCUUUUUAAUCCCUUCUAUAUGAAAGAGAGGAGGCAUAUUCCCUGCUAGUUCAAAUAAUCUCUUUGAUUUAAGAUUUUUUGUCUAUGGCACUAAAAUUUCAAACUUGAGGUAAUUUAAUUAUACUUGCUAUACACAUGAACCUGUGGGUAAGUGUGUUUACUAAGAAAAAAUGAAUGACGUGUAAUAUUCCAUGGUGUGCCAUGAUAAAGCAGUGUAUAACUUUUUCAUCCCACACUAUUGGAAGAAACAGGGAACCCCUGGCAAAUAUACAAUGGCUUUCAUGCAUUUUAAUUUGCUGUACUUCAAUGUCAUUGGAUAUACUGAACAAUUCAUUUAAAAACGUUUUUUCAUCUGCCAAAGUUUGCUUAGAUUCACCAUUUUGUUAUACCCUAUACCCUGUAUAACUGUAUCUUCAAACCAGCUAAAAUCAUUUAAAACCAUAUUUCCUUUGUUAAGCCUCUGGGGGCAUUAUUCUUUCAGUGCUUUGGACUGGGGGCUCAUUAGAAGGGGGCAUAUUAGAGGCCGGGGGCUCAAAAAAAUUCUUGAUCUAUUGGAAAUUCAUAAUAUUAUUUAUAUUCAAAAACACAACAGAUAAAAUGACUUUCAAAGGCCUGCCAAGGGAAAAGGACCACAACUGCCCUUAGGGGUGGGAGCUUGAUAGACAGGGAGCCUAAUUAAUAGGGGAAGGGGGCUUAAUAGAGAAAACAUGGUAACCAUUCUGUGAACAAGUUUGGAACACUUUUCGUCAAUCAAUUUACUGGUAUAUACAUAACAGAUCUUAGGUUUUCAUGUAAAAUGUCUCACAAUAUGCUUCAGAACAACCAGCAUAAUAUAAAAUAAUAAGAUAAAUAAAAAACAACAACAACAGA